CAUCGAGACAGUGCUAGAGUGAAAGCAGUGCGAUUUAUCCGAAGUUAUCUGGUAACACGAAGGUAAAAUGCAGAGUCCGGCCCCCGGGGGUGUGGGGGCAGGUGCCCUGGAGGCAAUGCAUGCCUCGCACGAGGAAGAUAAAUCCGUAUUCAAGAAACCUCUGGUCCCAAAGGGCCGAGUGAAGAAAAGAACGCUGAACCAAGUUGUCUUGGACGAAGAUUCUUACACUCAGGAGCUGGCUAAUAUCAUUGAAAGAGACUAUUUUCCCGAUCUGGCAGAGAUUCGAGAGAAAACGCAGCCGCAGAUUCCUCAAAAGUUAGUCGCUGACGAGAGCCCCGCCACUUUUGAGACUCCUGAGAGAACCAAUGAGCAGCCUAAGGACAAGUUUUGGGACAAAGUGGACCAGAAAGGUGUCACGAAGCUCAGUCUUGACCAAUUCCUCAACAAGCACACUUCAGAAGACAAUGAGAGCUUCCACGACAUAUUAUCCAAAGCCGAGGAACGGCGGAAACAAAAGUAUUCGUGGCUCUACGGUGCAGAGGAUUUGCAUGCGAUCGAAAGGAAAAAACAGUUGGCUCUUCCAUCCAUAGAAGAACAAGCCAAGGGCUUGGAGAAACCAUUGAAUGUGGACGGAUGGGACUACAAAAGCCAAAAUUACAUUAUGUACAUUCCUGAUGGUGCUCCGCUGAGUGAACAAGAGGUUAUUGAAAUGGCUGCUAAUAGACACGAAGUGGUGCCUGAAAAUACGAGACUCAAAUCCAACCCGUUCAAUGACGCCGCCAACAGAGCGAAAAUCGUGGCAGCCGCCCAUCUCCAGUCCAAAAUCAACGAGGGCCGGAUUGGCGUGGAUGGGCAAGUCGUGGCCUCAGCCAGUCCGCAGAUCAAAGGUUUCUCCUUGGUUCGGACGCCGUCGCCUGCUCCUGGCCGAGGCGGAGAGACCCCUGUCAUGACCUGGGGAGAAAUCGAAGGAACGCCUUGUCGCCUGGACACGCCGUCAUUUCGCAUGGCUGAGACUCCGCGUCGAGAGCAAAUUGCCAUGGAACUGGCAGACAAGGCUGGACAGCGACACCGUGAUUUAAAAUUGAAAGCCAUUCAGGCAGCUCGGCGCAACAUUGCGUUAACGCCAGGUAGCAAGACCCCUUUGCUGUCUCCUGCAGCGCAGAAGCUAGCUUCGGCUCGAAAAGUCGGUGACCGAGCCUUGAGAGCGUCCUACACGCCACACAGAACUCCAGGCACACCUGUUCCAACAACUCCAACUCCAAAAACGCCACUUGGUUUGACUCUCAAAAGAACUUUGCCAAAAGCACCUGUGACACCAUUACAAGGGAAAUUAUCAGAUGACCUCCUCAACUUGCCCAAGCGAACUCGUGCAGAGUCGUUUUUCAAAUAAUGAGACUGUAAAAAUUGUUAAUAAAAUUUAUGAUGUGAUGCUAAAUUACCAUGUGUAUAGCUUUUUUGUAAUUAUGCGCAUCUUGAUGGCUGUACCAUGUAAUUCUUACGAUUAGUUUAAUACUACUGUAUUAAUGAGAGUUGAUAGUAACUGAACAAAAAAAAAAUCAAAGACACGAUGUUGUGCAUCAGAAUAAGAAUAAAAACUUUUUAAACGUG
This is a messenger RNA of Cloeon dipterum, 1608 nucleotides long. RefSeq names its product ess-2 splicing factor homolog (gene Es2). Lineage: Eukaryota; Metazoa; Arthropoda; Insecta; Ephemeroptera; Baetidae. The transcript has 5 exons. Bases 68 to 1390 code for a protein of 440 amino acids. The record is from RefSeq and is a predicted model, not a curated record. Gene Ontology annotation, cellular component: catalytic step 2 spliceosome.